GCUGCAGUCUCAUACCGCAAUGAGCCGUCAGAACAAGCUCCAGACGACCGGCCAGCAUCAUCUGCAGUGUCCUGCAGUCCUGCGGUUACACAGCUAAGACAGCUGCACUUGGGGUAGCUCCAGCAUCAGCACCCCACAUCGGUGCUAGCGCGGGACCUUAACCGAGUGUCGAGCUCCCGCUGGCCUCAACCGCGCCUGCUCCAUCCACGGAGACAUCCAUUGAGGCAUCCAGACACCAUGGCCGACUUUGUCAAGGGACUCUUCGGCGCCCAGAAGCCCGUGGCGGCGCCUGUUGACGAUGGCGACUUCGCCGACUACGCGGGAGCCCCCGACCCGGCCCCCGUCGACCACGCCUCGCUGACGGCGUCGGCGGUGCCUGCGGCCGCGACGGGCAUUGCCGGGCGCCCGUACACCAAGUGGUAUCGUGUGUGGGAGCGCACGACGGCCGAAGACUUCAAGCUGGAGAUGUACAUCCUGCCGUUCCUGCUCGCCAUUAUCAUCGUGCACGUCUGGGGCACCCGCCGCAACCGCAGCAAGGCCCGCCAGUGGGCCGUCACUCACGUGCCGGUGCUGCAGCAGGAGUUCGUGCAGGUCGGCUACCUCAAGCCCGCGGCCGGCGCGAGCGGCGUCGGCGAGGACGACCUCGUGGGCGCCCUGUCCGAGGCCUCCAAGCUCGACAACGUGCUGCGCGAGAAGAAGCCCGACGAGUUCACCACCUACGCCACCGGCCGCCAGAACGUCGCCUUUGUCGACUUCAAGCUGACCCUGACUAAGCGCUUCAACCCGUUCCUGCGCUUUGGCGAGAACCUGAUGCCGUUGUUCUUCGACAGCUGGCCUGCCCCGCAGGAGCGCCUCGAGGCCACCGCGUACGUCUUCGACGGCCAGGAGUCCAAGAUUGCCCCUGUCUACGGCAAGACGGACGCCAAGAAGGUCCCCAACAGCUCUUUCGACGGUUUCGUCUUCGCCGUUGUGCACAAGGACAUCAUGAAGCGCCUGCGCGACGACCGCUACGACCUCUCGCUGACCACCACCCGCGACCACGCCAAGCUGCCCGUGUGGACCACCGUCAUGAGCGAGAGCGCCGAGGUCACCGACUCGCUGCUGACCCCCGAGCUCGUCAAGGCCAUCGAAGAGGCCGGCGACGCCUUUGAGGCCCUCGUCGUCACCGACCAGCCCAUGGACCAGCCCAAGACCCUCGACGACACCAAGCCCCGCAAGCGCAUCAACCUCUCCCUCAAACUCACCACCUCCACCACCACCAUCCCCAUCUUCACCGCCUUCCUGCGCCUCCCCGACCACCUCGCAUCGACCGCGCACUACCGCCCCGAAGCCCUGCGCCGCAUCCGGCAAACGCGCGACGACCAGAUCGCCAAGAUCCGCAAGCUGGACGAGGAGGAGAAGGCCGAGGAGCGCAAGCUCGCGGCCGACAAGCUGAAGAAGGAGCAGCGCGAUGCGAAGCUCGGGCGGCUGAGCGCAGACGAGCAGCGGAAGUUCCUCGAGCGCGAGAGGGAGAAGAAGAGCAAGAAGGGGAUGAAGAGGAGCACCGUCAAGGCGUGAGACGUCCUGCUUAGUGCAGGAAGUGCUGUUGGAUGGGAGUCGUGGAGGCGCGUCGUUGGAUAGCCAUAGCCGGUGCAUGUCUGCUAUCUCGCAGAAACGCUGUUUAUCUAAAAGAGGUACGGAAGCAAGCCUCCGAUCAUGUACUACAUCCGCGUCCCUCCUGUAAACUGUGCACGAAGGGGAGAGGCGGUAUUUGUACACUUGUCGCGCGAGAAAUUUAAAUAAUAAUGCUUUGUUCACUG
This is a messenger RNA of Boeremia exigua, 1799 nucleotides long. RefSeq lists its product as uncharacterized. Bases 238 to 1557 code for a protein of 439 amino acids. NCBI's taxonomy places the organism in Eukaryota, Fungi, Ascomycota, Dothideomycetes, Pleosporales, Didymellaceae. Gene Ontology annotation, molecular function: calcium ion binding. Gene Ontology annotation, biological process: endoplasmic reticulum calcium ion homeostasis. The record is from RefSeq and is a predicted model, not a curated record. The transcript is spliced from 3 exons. Gene Ontology annotation, cellular component: endoplasmic reticulum.